Messenger RNA from Medicago truncatula (barrel medic), 1272 nucleotides. RefSeq names its product protein FAR1-RELATED SEQUENCE 5-like. The transcript is spliced from 2 exons. The record is from RefSeq and is a predicted model, not a curated record. Bases 1 to 1272 code for a protein of 423 amino acids. Lineage: Eukaryota; Viridiplantae; Streptophyta; Magnoliopsida; Fabales; Fabaceae.
AUGGCACUUAAUGCGAAACCGAGUGUUGGUUUGGAGUUUGAUAGCGUAGAUAUGACUUGGCAAUUUUGGGUUGAAUAUGGUAAGAAAUGUGGUUUUGGAGUUAGAAAUGAUUACUUGAACAAACGAAAGGUAGAUGGCUUGAUUACAUCCGAGAGAUUUGUUUGCUCCAAGGAGGGCAGUAGGUUGAAAGACAAAAGAUCCUCUUUGGUUAAAAAGCCUAGGGCUGAUACAAGAUCAGGGUGUCCAGUAAGAAUUUCAUUCCGUCUAAGAGAUGGGAAGUAUGUAAUACAAGAGUUUGAGGAAACCCACAACCAUAUUUUACAACACACAGAAACAACACACAUGCUAGCAUCAUAUCGUAAAAUAUCGGAAGCUCAAGCCUAUGAGAUCGAAAUGGCAGAGGACUCUGGACUAAUGCAAAAGUCUUCAUUUCAACUUAUGAGCACACAGGCAGGAGGUAGAGCUAAUCUCGGAUUUACACGAUUGGAUGUCAAAAACUAUCUUAAAGCAAGAAGACAACGUAGCAUGGUGUAUGGGGAAGUUGGUAGUCUUAUGCAGUAUUUUCAACACCAGAUGUUGGACAAUCCAUCAUUUUACCACGCAUAUCAAAUGGAUUGUGAUGAACAAAUCACAAACAUAUUUUGGGCUGAUGCAAGAAUGAUAUUGGAUUAUGGAUAUUUCGGCGAUGUAGUUUCUUUGGAUACAACAUAUUGCACCAACCGUGCUAAUCGACCACUUGCAUUAUUUUCAGGCUUUAACCAUUAUAGAGGCACAAUCCUUUUUGGGGCUGCACUACUAUAUGAUGAAACCGCUGACUCAUUCAAAUGGUUAUUUGAAACAUUUCUUGAAGCGCAUGGAAAUAAAAAGCCUCAAACCUUGUUCACUGACCAAGCCCAAGCAAUGGCUAAAGCACUAGGUGAGGUGAUGCCAGAGACUCGACAUGGGUUAUGUACAUGGCAUUUGAUGCAAAAUGGGAUCAAACACCUAGGUAGCUUGAUGAAAGGGGGAAGUGAUUUCCUAACUGACUUUAAGAAGUGCAUGUAUGAAUACGAUUCAGAGGUGAAGUUUGAAGCAGCUUGGAGCAAGUUGGUUGCAAAAUUUGAUCUAUUUGGUAACAAUUGGGUGAAAUCAAUGUAUGGUAUCAAGCAAAAAUGGGCAUCAUGUCACAUGAACAAAGCUAUCACUCUUGGAAUGCGAAGCACUCAACUUAUGUCAUUCAAUUCUUCCAACACUUUGAGAAAGUUGUUGAGGAGAAACGAUACAACGAGUUAG